UUAUUAUUAUUAUAAUAAUAACAAUAAUAAUAUAAUGACAUUUUAAAUAUAUAUAUAUAUAUAUAUAUAUAUUGUGCAUGUACUCUAUUUCAUUGUUUGUGAUGUCUCAUCAGUAAAGAUUGGCAGGUUGCAGAGUGGGGGGGACGACAGAAACAUGGCAUCUGCUCUCACAGCCUCUCCCUUGUCUGACGGAAUCCAAGCCGCCACGGACGACGGUUACUACGACUACAACAACUCUUUGGUGUACCUUUGGGAGGACGAGCCCAAGAAAUUUGGCGUUCUGUACACCCUGAUCUUCAUCCACAGCCUGGUGGGGAACAGCUUCCUGCUCUGGGCUCUUCUGGUGCGGGAGGACCUGAGGAAGACCACCACGCUCUUCCUCCUGCAGCUGGCCGUGUCCGACCUGCUGCUCACGCUGACACUGCCCUUCUGGGCCGUCUAUUACCUGCACCACUGGGUCUUCGGCACGCCCGGCUGCCACCUCCUCAUCUUCCUCCACUUCCUGGGCUUCUACGGCUACAUGGCGUUCCUGGCGGCGGUGACGGUGGACCGCUACCUGGCCGUGGUCCACGCCGUGCGGAUGCUGCGGCUGCAGUCUCGGCUGUGCGUCGCGCUCUACAGCGCCUCCCUGUGGCUGGUGUGUGUCGCCGCGAGCGUCCGGGAGGUGGUGCAAUCAGAGAGUGUAGAAACGAGGGCCGGGACGCAGUGCCUGGUGGUGCGUCAGUCGCUGAACCUGGAGCUGCUGGGAUACGCCGUGCCGGUCAGCCUGUUCUUCCUCCUCCCCUUCGCCCUCAUCCUCUUCUGCUACGCGCGCAUCUGGGCCACCGUUUCCAGGUGCAGGUCGGCCAGGCGGGCGCAGGCCGUGCGGCUGAUCUUCUGCAUAGUGCUGGGGUUCUUCGCCUGCUGGGCACCCUACAACGUGGUGCUGCUCCUGGGCGCCCUGCGGCUCCUGGGCUGCCCCGGGCUGACGGGGCCUGAGGCCAAAGAGAGGCUGGCGUACGCGUACUACGUGUGCCAAGCCCUGGCCUACUGCCACUGCUUCCUCAACCCCGCCCUCCACGUCUUCGGCAGCGGAAGGUUCCGCAGCUACCUCUCCGUCCGUCGCCACAGCAACCGGGGGAGGAGCCUGACACUCAGCACUCAGCACAGUGUCCAGCGAGCUUCCACCUCCCAUCUGUAAUGUGCUGUGGGUGCAACUGCAGAAAAACAAAGAAGGAAAAAACCAGAAGCGGGGAUGGAGAGAUUGGGACAUCAUGAAAUACUUGGAACUGAAAGGCAAAGACUUUCAGUUCCCUGGAACCACUAUGGUGAGAAUCAGCCUUGUCUAGAAAUAUCUCACUAUUUUAUGAGUUGUUUUUUUAUUUUUUUAUUUGGCAAAUUAUCUAAAAAAUAAAAAAAAACACUUAGCAAAUAUAUGUUUUUGUUACACAUUGUCCAUAAACACAGCUGGGUGUUUACUGAAGCAACUCAGGACAAGCGUGAAGCUCAUACUUUAACCUCUUAGCACAAAGCCCCCGAGAUUAAUUAUACUUUAUUAAUAUAACGCAAUUGAUAGUAUUUUCUCGACGAGAAGAACGGGUCAGGGAGAGCCCUCUUGCCCUGACGGAACGUUUGCAGCCGGAUACACGAUGGACUCCUGGAACGAGUGGAGGGUCGUGUGCCUGUCGAUCCUUUCCGUUGAGGAUGUUGAAGACGUUUACUUGAUUGGAAUUAUGAUAACAGGCUUUCUGCUGUUUGCAGCUGGCAGCAUCCUGAUUUAUCGCAAAAUGCCGAAGGCGUUGGCAGCACUAAUUGGGAAGCUGCCCGCCAUUGAGGGAACGGGCAGGGCUGUCAACACUCAGACUCAAGCGAUUUGUGAGCUCAAUCGCAAACUGGAUGCGAUUGGAUCGCAAAUUCGCAUGACGGAUACCAACUUGGAGAAGUUGUCGGUUCGGCUCACUGAAAUGGGC
Molecule: messenger RNA, 1949 nt
Organism: Anguilla rostrata (American eel)
Lineage: Eukaryota; Metazoa; Chordata; Actinopteri; Anguilliformes; Anguillidae
Product: C-C chemokine receptor type 4-like
Exons: 1
Coding region: 155-1180 (341 amino acids)
Biological process (GO): calcium-mediated signaling; G protein-coupled receptor signaling pathway; immune response
Cellular component (GO): external side of plasma membrane; membrane
Molecular function (GO): C-C chemokine binding; C-C chemokine receptor activity
Source: RefSeq, a predicted model, not a curated record